Messenger RNA from Diatraea saccharalis (sugarcane borer), 1730 nucleotides. The record is from the annotation of a GenBank genome assembly. Lineage: Eukaryota; Metazoa; Arthropoda; Insecta; Lepidoptera; Crambidae.
AGUUGAUUCUCUCGAUAAAGAAAAUAAUCUAUUUUAAUAAGAUAAAAACCACAAAAUGACCAAUGGUGUAGAUGAAGUUAUAUUAAAAUUAAUAGUCAGUGUUUCCAAUUCGAUAAAAUAUAUCCAACCUAAAAACAUUCCACAAUAUUGAGUGAGAACGUAAGCAAUUUAAAUCGUUAAGUUCUUUAAUAAAUAAGUGAAAUAAAUAACGUUUGUUAAAUAAAAUAAUCGUAGCUAGUCAUUACCUACUACUUUUGAUGUCAUGUCUUCGUAGUGAAUAAUUGAAAUAUGCUAUAAAAUUAUUUAUUAUUAUGUACGAAUAUUACGAAUUGGAAGACAGGAAAAUGAAGAGCACCCUUAAAGAUUGGCGCAAAGCGCUAAGAACACCAGCCACGUAUAGAGUGGGCAAUGCGGUACGAAUACAGCCACAAUUUGUUCUAUUAAUAAUACUUCUAGGUGUUUUUAUGUUAAUUCUUUUCUAUUAUAAUUGGUGGACAAGUAGCCAUUCACCAAAUGUACAUAAAUGGAUAAACAAUGUUAGACCAUACAACUCUACAUAUCCCCUAACACAACCUAUCGCCUCUGGUGAUCUAGUUGCAUUUAGAAUAGGUAUAGUAUCUGAUCUUGAUACUAACUCUAAGAGUUCUAUUAAACCACAUACAUACAACAGUUACCUGAAGAAAGGUUUCCUGAGCUAUCACAAGUCAAAAAACUAUGUUUCUGUAUCUUGGGAUCCAGUGGCUCCGCUACAAUUAUCCUCAACUUAUUCGCACAAAGGGAGAGGCAUGGAACUGUCAGAACUUAUUGUUUAUGAUGGCAGACUGCUUUCAUUUGAUGACAGAUCUGGGAUGGUAUUUGAAAUAAUCAACAACAGAGUUGUACCAUGGGUUGUACUAACAGAUGGAAAUGGUUAUGCUGAAAAGGGGUUCAAAUCUGAGUGGGCUACCAUCAAGGAUGAUAUAUUGUAUGUUGGAUCAAUGGGAAAAGAAUGGACUACAGCCAGUGGAGAAUUUUCCAGUUAUGAUCCUAUGUGGGUGAAAGCUAUAAACAUUCAUGGCGAGGUCCAACAUCUUAACUGGGUGCAUCAAUAUAAAGCUGUAAGAAGCGCUAUCGGAAUACAAUGGCCAGGAUACAUGAUACAUGAAUCUGGUGUAUGGUCCCCCAUCAAACGGAAGUGGCAUUUUCUACCAAGGAGAUGUAGUCAUGAGACCUACAAUGAGACCCUGGAUGAGAUCAGGGGUUGUAAUUAUCUCAUAACAGCAGACAAUGACUUUCAACAUAUACAAGCUUAUGAGAUCACAAAGCACCAACCAAAACAUGGUUUCUCUUCAUUCAAGUUCAUUCCUGGAUCGAACGAUGAUGCCAUUGUUGCAUUGAAAACUACAGAAUUUGAAGGCAAAACUGCCACAUACAUUACUGCAUUUAGAACGGAUGGUACAAUCUACAAUGUCAUUGAGGAUGUACAGCAUUUGUUGAUGAAAUGUGCCAAAAACAAAAAUGAAAGAGAGUUAUUGCUGGCGGAAUUUGGACUUGAUACUCUCGAUAUUGGAUUAGUGCAAGCAGCGGUGAAAGCGUUAGGAAACUUGUCGGGAUACAGUUGCAUCUUGGUUUUGAGGACAUCAGCUGGGUUGGUGACCAGAGAAGCUGCUAUGCCGGCGACAAUACCGCAGCUGAAGUGGAUCGCACUGGCGGCACUGGGCGAUUGUAGCCAUUCUGAAAAGAGUAUUUAA